CUGUCUAUCUGCUUCGCAAUGGGUAAUGCUUGUAAAAAAAUAAUCGGAAAGGAUUUCUUUUCCAGUUUUCAUGCUUGUUUAAUCGUUUAAUGAUUCAAUUUAGAUUAGGACAAUAAAUCAACAAUGUUGACUCCCGCACCAACAAGUAUGGCGCACCAUAGACAGGCAAGCGGUCAUGGAAUGCGUAAGAAAGUUCAGGUUUCAUUUGUUAUCCGUGACGAAGUUGAAAAAUAUCAUAGAUCAGGGGUUAAUUCACUUCAAUUUGACGGGUAUCUUGGUAGGUUAUACUCGGCUGGUCGUGAUUCUAUUAUUAGGAUAUGGAAUGUCCGAAAUUUGAAGGAACCGUAUAUCCAGUCUAUGGAACAUCAUACUGAUUGGGUGAAUGAUAUAGUAUUAUGCUGUGGAGGAAAAAAUUUAAUAUCUGCAUCAAGUGAUACUACUGUUAAAGUAUGGAAUGCUCAUAAAGGCUUUUGUAUGUCUACAUUAAGAACACAUAAGGAUUAUGUGAAAGCACUGGCCUAUGCUAAAGAUCGGGAACAAGUUGCUUCAGCAGGCCUUGAUAGAGCUAUUUUUUUGUGGGAUGUAAACACAUUAACUGCAUUAACAGCUUCAAAUAAUACUGUCACUACAUCAUCAUUAUCAGGCAAUAAAGAUAGUAUUUAUAGUCUUGCAAUGAAUCCUCCAGGUAAUGUCAUUGUUUCGGGUUCUACUGAAAAGGUUUUACGAGUGUGGGAUCCUAGAACUUGUCAAAAGCUGAUGAAGUUAAAAGGACAUUCAGAUAAUGUAAAAGCUCUAGCCAUUAAUAGGGAUGGAACACAGUGCUUAUCUGGGAGUUCAGAUGGUACCAUUCGUUUAUGGUCUCUCGGACAGCAGCGGUGUGUUGCAACAAUUCGAGUUCAUGAUGUAGGAGUUUGGGCAUUGCAGGCAAAUGAAAGUUUCACGACUGCAUAUUCUGGUGGGAGAGACAGAAAAAUUUUUAAAAUAGACUUAAGGAAUACAGAGAUAAAAGCUUUGAUAGGUGAAGAAACUGCACCCGUUUUAAAAAUGAUUUUAACUCCAGAUUCAUCAUCGCUGUGGGUUGCCACGACUGAUUCAAGUAUAAAAAAUUGGUCUGUAAAUAAUCGAAAUUGCAGAAUGGAUGAUUAUGAUACUGAAACUUUACCUCCAUUAAACCAGCAUCCUGAUCAUGUGAUCAAAGGAAAUCCUAGCAUAAGACAUUAUGCUGUUCUCAAUGACAAAAGGCAUAUUCUUACCAAAGAUACUGACAACAAUGUUCAGCUGUAUGAUGUUUUAAAAGCAUCAAAACUGGAGGAUCUGGGUCAAGUUGAUUUUGAGGCUGAGGUUAAAAAACAUUUCAAACUUGUUUAUGUACCAAAUUGGUUUUCUGUUGAUCUUAAAACAGGGCUUCUUUGUAUUCAUAUGGAUGAGCCAGAUAGUUUUGCUGCUUGGGUAUCUUCUAGGGAAUUUGGCUUAGGUCCUACUGAGGGACCUGAUCCAAAAGUUAACUUAGGAGGAUUACUACUUCAAGCUCUUCUUGAACACUGGCCUGCUACAUACUCUGCCGAUGAAGAGUUAGACAAUGGUGAUAAUGGGACUGUAGCAGAUGGUCCUGUUAAUGGUGAAAGACAAAGACCUGGAAAUCCAUAUUUUAGUGUUCCUGAGCACACACCUGUUAUCUUUAGUGAAGUUGGUGGUCGCACUCUUUUGAGACUUUUAGUAGGGGAUGCUGGACGAGAAACAGAAGAAUUAUUGCUUCAUGAAACUGUUCCUGCAUGGGUAACAGAUGUUGUUGUAGCAAAAAAUAUGCCAAGGUUCAAUAAGAUUCCUUUUUAUCUUCUGCCUCAUCAAUCAUCUGGUGCAAAACCUUUAAGAAAGUAAGUUUAU
Molecule: messenger RNA, 1884 nt
Organism: Stegodyphus dumicola
Lineage: Eukaryota; Metazoa; Arthropoda; Arachnida; Araneae; Eresidae
Product: WD repeat-containing protein 48
Biological process (GO): double-strand break repair via homologous recombination
Molecular function (GO): ubiquitin binding
Source: RefSeq, a predicted model, not a curated record